CAUCCCCGGAACCGCCUCGGCGGGGGCAGAGCGGCGGCGGGGAUCGAUAUCUCGGCGCUCGGCAGACAUCAGCAGCCAUGGCGCUAAACGGAGUGAGGGUGUUGGAGCUGGCCGGCUUGGCGCCGGCGCCGCUCUGCGGAAUGAUCCUCGCCGACUUCGGCGCCAGCGUGGUGCGGGUGGACCGGACGCCCCGCUCCGCCGUGUCCACCGACGUGCAGGGCCGCGGCAAGCGCUCCUUGGCGCUCGACCUCAAGCGGCCUCCGGGCGCCGCGGCGCUGCGGCGGCUGUGCUGCGCGGCGGACGUGCUCAUCGAGCCCUUCCGCCACGGUGUCAUGGAAAAACUUGGGCUUGGUCCAGAUGUGCUUCUGCAGGAGAAUCCCAGACUCAUCUACGCUAGACUUACUGGUUUUGGCCAGACAGGAAAAUAUGCUGAGUCAGCAGGUCAUGACAUCAAUUUUUUGGCUUUAUCAGGUGUGCUGUCAAAGAUGGGUAGAAAAGAUGAAAAUCCUUAUGCACCCUUAAAUCUCCUAGCUGAUUUUGCUGGUGGAGGUGUCAUGUGUGCACUGGGCAUCAUUACAGCUCUCUAUGAACGUACCAAAUCUGGCAAGGGGCAGAUCAUUGAUGCAAGUAUGGUGGAAGGAGUAGCAUACAUAAGUUCUUUCCUGUGGAAAUCACAGAAUCUGGGACUUUGGAACAGACCUCGAGGUGAGAACAUGCUAGAUAGUGGUGCGCCUUUUUAUGAAACCUACAAGACUUCCGAUGGAAAAUUCGUGGCUGUUGGUGCCAUUGAGCCUCAAUUCUAUGAACAGUUAAUAAAGGGUAAGUAGCUUGGAGCAGUUUUUUCACAUUA
Neopsephotus bourkii (Bourke's parrot) is the source of this 850-nucleotide messenger RNA. RefSeq names its product alpha-methylacyl-CoA racemase (gene AMACR). Bases 78 to 827 code for a protein of 249 amino acids. The record is from RefSeq and is a predicted model, not a curated record. Gene Ontology annotation, biological process: bile acid metabolic process. Gene Ontology annotation, cellular component: mitochondrion. Gene Ontology annotation, molecular function: alpha-methylacyl-CoA racemase activity. The transcript is spliced from 4 exons. NCBI's taxonomy places the organism in Eukaryota, Metazoa, Chordata, Aves, Psittaciformes, Psittacidae.